UUUCACUCUCUCAAACAGCAAUGAUAUGCUUGCAGGCUGUUCUUGUGGAGCUUUGCCCUAGUCGGGCUAAAUAUCUUCAGCCUAAAACAGGCGAGAGUAUUCCAUUGGGAGAGUUUCAAGUGGCGUAUGAGGAAGCCAACAAAUAUGGUGCCAAGGUUGUACUCGGUGAUCGACCUAUUGGUUUGAAUAGAACUAAAUCAGAUGGUGGUGCUAACACCACUUGUGCAUUUAAUCAGGAGCUAGACAAGAUGGUCCCUUCUUACGUGGAAACCCUUGUCUAUGAGCGUGAUCGAUAUAUGUCGGUCAAGUUGUUGGAAGUCGCUCGCGAGCAUAACUCUGUCGUUGCUGUUGUGGGAAAGGCCCACAUGCCAGGAAUCCAAAAGAUAUUGAAACAACCUGUUGAUGUUGAUAUGAAGCAACUUCUUAAGGUACCAAUUGGGAAGAGACUAUUCACAACCUUUAAGGGCAUUGGAGCAACAGUUGCCAUAAUUUCUGGCAUUUAUCUCUUAAAAGAUAUUGUGGGCAUCUGAGCAAUUAGAAGUUUUUGAAGGUCUAAAAUGCAAGAUGACAUAUCUGUUGUAACAGAUUGUGUGUAGCUGUCCUUAUCAACCGUAAGAUUACACCAGUUAUCUUUCAACGGUGCAGAUUGAAGGCUUGAAUUAGAUUAGCUCGUGCUCCCUCCGUCCCAAUAAUGAAGACACACUUCAUUAGGGCAUGAAGAUUAAGGUGAGGUAGUUUAAGGAAUAAAGUGUUGUGGGUAUUUGAUUAAGAAGUUGAUUAGGGGCUUUAUUUAUUUUUAUUUUAAAUUAUUUUAACUCUCCACUCUCUCUCUCUCUCAUCUUCUCCGGCCACUACCGCCGACCAUCGCCGCCGCCGAUUCCCUCUGUUAUGCCGCCAAAAAUCGAACCCGGAAAAUCAAACUUAGAAAUCGCAAAUUAUCCAAAAAAUUUAGCACCAAAUCUGUGACUGCAAAAUAAAAAUUGGCAAAGAACAAACAAUUCUCAUUCCAAACAAAACUAUUCUCAUUCCAAAACAAACAUUGGCAGACGCUUGAAACAAAAAUUGGAAGAAAUAAAAAUUGACACAACUAUUCUCAUUCCAAAAUGAAAAUCGAGGGUUCUGAGGUUGGAAAUUGCAGCGAUUCCCAGAGGAAGAAUGGUGGUCGUGGCGAGAGGUGAGAGAGGACGGAGCUGCGUGGUGGUGGUUCGGCGGCUCAGGGCAGUGGUGGUUUGGCGGAUCUGGGUGGCAAAGGAAGGGCGACGGCGAGGGGUGUUUACUGGAGGGACGGUGGUCGUGGCGAGAGGUGCUCGACGAUUCCAGAAGGCGACGACGAGGGGUGAUCGGCGGUGGUCGUGGCUCGCCGGCGGCUACUCCGCCGAGAAGGGGAAGGAGGUGGGCGGCUGGGAGUGAAGUGAAAUGAGGGAGAUUAGGGUUGUACUUAUUUAUACCAUAAUUAAAGUGCAAUUAAUUAGUGUAUCUUAAAUCCUAAUUAUUUCCUUAUUUGGAAGUGUGUCUUUAUUAUUGGAAUUUGGAACAACCCAAUAAGGAAAGUGUGUCUUCAUUAGUGGGACGGAGGCAGUAUUUUACAUUUUUCGGUAGAUUCUAGAUCUAGUUAGUUCAUUUUUCAGCUGAGUGCGAGAGAUUGAUUGAAGAAGAGAGAGUGUUCAUGUAUGAGUGCAGAGAGCAAUUUUCAUUGAGUUUUGAGAGUUGUGGUUGCUGCUGAGAUUGCUGCAUUUCUUGUACUUGAUUCUUCUUAUUUCAAUCAUCAAUAAAACAUCAAAGAGAGAUGUAGGAUUUCGAUCCAAACCACGUUAA
Salvia miltiorrhiza (redroot sage) is the source of this 1815-nucleotide messenger RNA. RefSeq lists its product as uncharacterized. NCBI's taxonomy places the organism in Eukaryota, Viridiplantae, Streptophyta, Magnoliopsida, Lamiales, Lamiaceae. The coding region runs from base 21 to 530 and encodes 169 amino acids. The transcript has 6 exons. The record is from RefSeq and is a predicted model, not a curated record.